Messenger RNA from Clonostachys solani, 1089 nucleotides. NCBI's taxonomy places the organism in Eukaryota, Fungi, Ascomycota, Sordariomycetes, Hypocreales, Bionectriaceae. The record is from the annotation of a GenBank genome assembly.
AUGAAGAACAUUCAGCGCCUUGAGCUGCCAGCCGCGGCAGACAUGCAUGUCCACUUGCGACAGGGCGAGCUUAUGGACUUGGUGGUGCCGACUGUGCGCCAGGGAGGAGUCGACACAGCCUUCGUGUACGAAGCCCAUCAACCCAAUUACCCGGUGCCUCCUCUGACCGCCGUUGACAAGGUUUUGGAAUAUCAGUCCAAGCUGCAAGCAAUUACCAAGGAUGUCCACUUCCUCAUGUCUCUCUUCCUUCACCCUUCUGUUACCCCAGAGGUCAUCGCUCAGGCAGCAGCAGCAGGAGUUAGUGGUGUGAAACUCUAUCCCCAAGGUGUCACCACUAAUUCCGACAACGGAGUGGCCGACAUUGAAGCUUUCUACCCAACCUUUGCUGCCAUGGAGGAACAUGACAUUGUCUUAAACCUCCAUGGCGAGGUGCUGGAGUCGCUCGCACCUCCAGAUACAACUCUGGAAGAGGCAUUCCUCCCCACGUUGAAGAAGCUCCAUGAAAGAUUCCCAAAGCUCCGCAUCGUGCUUGAGCAUUGUACUACUGCAGCAGCAGUCGAAGCUGUUCGCGCCUGUGGACCAACUGUUGGCGCCACCAUCACGGCCCAUCACCUUUAUCUUACUUCCGCCGAAGCCUGCUGCGACCCAUUUGCGUUCUGUAAACCUAUUCCCAAGAAGCCCACAGAUAGGGAUGCUCUACUGAGGGCCAUCGCAAGCGGCGAGAACAAGUUCUUCUUUGGAAGUGACAGCGCGCCCCAUCUACUCCAAACCAAGACAUCUGCUGCUCAAGGCAAGGCUCCUGCAGGCGUCUUCACACAACCGUACGUCGUGCAAUUGGUCCUGCUUGCGCUCGAGGAGGCCAUCGAGCGCGGCGUGAUCAAGGAGGGAGAGAUUACCCAAGAGAAGCUGGAGGGAUUCCUGAGCCGCAACGGACGCAAGUUCUACAAGCUUCCUGAAACGUCAGGCAGAAGAAUUGUGCUUGAGAGAAAGGGGGAGAAGAUCCCUCCCAGCGUAGCGAGCGCGGACGGCGCCACUGAGGUUGGUAUUUCUCGGGAAGGCGCGGAGGUGUUCAGCCUGACAUGGGUUUGA